AUGACGAGGAUUCCGGCAUGCCCACCGGCCACCACGCGGGAACUGCAAAACUUUGUAACGUCGCGUCAGGCCCGAGCUCCCGAUAUAGGGCCCGACAUCUUAUCGACAUGGAUCCUCCCUCGGCCACAGAAGAGACCUCAUUCCCAGGUUCGCUAUGAGCAGCGGCGGAAGAAGCGUCGCCUCGCCAGAGAGAAAGGCAUCGAGGAAGAGCCCAAGGACGAGGACUUGUUCGUCAUGACCAUGAACGUCAUGCACAGUCGCCUCCGGCUCAAGCGCCUUGUUCAAGAUCAGCUUGAGGCUGUCCACCCUGCCGACAUCAUUUCUCUACAGGAUGUUCCGCAAUCUCUUCCAUCAAUGCGUCUGUCCGGCUAUAAUCUCGCCUAUCACUCGGACCGAGUCAUCGAAAAGGGCGAGGAUGGCCAGCCUGUUUUGGACGACAAAGGCCGACCCAAGGAGAUCAUGGAGCUGCGAUACGUCGCCUUCUUGGUUCGCACCUCGAUACCACUGGCCAACUGGAGGGCCUUCUGGGACGAGGGCGCGAACAAGGGCCUCCUGGCUACUGCGGUUCUCGAGACGGAUUACGGCCCAAGAACCAUCUUGAAUCUCUACAAUCACCUAGAGAGGGCGAACUUUGACGAGAUCCCUUUCGAAGACGGUGUCAUUUUCUGCGGGGACAUUAACGCUCACGACCCACUUUGGGGCGGCGAGAAGACGGAGCAGAAUUCCUCCGGUAAGAAGGCCAGACAACGACUGGACGCGGCCGAGAUGAUCAAUGUUGGGCCCCGUGGUGUCCCUACUUACUACGGUGGCGAUGCCAAUACGACAAUCGAUGUCAUCUGUCUUGGCAAGAGCGCUCACUCGUUCUUCAAGCGUAGCGAGGUGUUGGACCACAGAGACUUUCAGAGGGAUCAUCGCCCCUUGCUUGUCGUGCUGCAUGGGGGCCCUCAUCGGGAUGACAGCAUUCGCUACCUCUGGAGAAAGGUCUCAGAGCAAACCCUCGCUUACACCAUUCCUCGGUACCUCAAGCUUCUCGGCAACCCACCUCUCAACACUCAGGCUGAUAUCGACCGUCACAUCGCCAGGCUUCUGCGUUUACUCUCCGCCGCCAUCGCGGACUGCGUCCCAACCGUCAAACGAAAUCCUUUUCGCCCAAACACAGUAAAACGCACUGUGACUUCAGCCAUGCAACGUGACAUGGCACUAGAGCGCAAAGCUGCUCGUGCACUGUCACGCCUAUGCCCAAGGGACAGAGGAUACAAGAAGACGGUGCGUCGGUACGAAGCUCUCCGCCGAGGAUUGGAUGUGUUUAACACCCUCAAGCAAGGUGUUCGUUGGGCAACCAAGACAGAGCCUGCUCACUCGCCACCCUUGCAGAACCCCGACGGAACGUUGUGCGAGUCGGAUGCGGAAAAUGCAGCAUGCUUCAGAGAGACUGUCUGGGGCCCGGCGACGAGCACAAACCCUUCUCCCUUGGAACGGCCGGUCGAAGACCCUUCCAGACCACAGCAUUUUUCUCCACAACAUCUUCGUCAAGGCGACCUCAAGUGGGCUCUAGAGGCCGCACCCACUGGCAAGGCAUGCGGCCCUGAUCAGGUUGCUGUCGACGUCUUCAAGAAGUGUCCAGGCGUCUUUCACAAUCACUUGACCCGUAUCAUGAACGCGUGUCUCCGGUUGGAAUACCACCCAGAUGAAUUCAAGCGGUCGAUAACUGUCGUGCUACGGAAGCCCGACAGGACGGACUUUUCUCUUCCUAAGAGUUGGCGUCCUGUUGCGUUGCUUUCGUGCCUUGGGAAGCUCCUGGAGAGGGUUGUUGCGAAGCGGAUUCAGGAGCUUGCUGUGAAGCACAGACUCAUCCCCCGGAUGCAAUUUGGGUUUCCUGGACGCUGCACCACCAAGUGCAUUGAGUCUCUUUUGUCCCCGGUCUACAGAGGCUUUUGCGUCAAGACCAGGAACAGGAAGAAGUGGAGGUCGACACUCCUCAGUCUCGACAUAUCAGGCGCCUACGACCACGUCAAUCGUCCCGAACUCCUUCGGAUCCUGGUACGUAAGGGCAAGCCCGAUUGGAUUGUCAAUUUCAUUUGGUCCUUCCUUUCUGACAGGAGGACAAUGCUCCGGUUUCCCGGCUAUAAUUUCGAGCGGCUCCAUCCCGAUCUCAACGUCUUCGCCUUUUCCUACGUCGACGACUCUUAUAUCCUUGUCACAUCCAGGACAUUUAAGGAGAACUGCGAAAUUCUCGAGAUGUAUCACGAGCAGGUUAUGGAGUGGGCAACUCCCAAUGGCAUUCGGUUCGAUCCUGGGAAGUACAAGGUGAUGCACUUCACUCGUAAUGAGAAAUGCGACUUGUGCCCUAAGAUUUCUGGUCUGACUGUCAAACACGUCAUCAACAACUCAGUCGACCCAGAGGCUCCGAAGCACCUUCGAAUUCUUGGCGUCAUGGUGGAUCCGGCGUUGAAGUGGGAUGCCCACAUUGCCAACCUUGAGUCCAAAGUGAAGAAGAAGCUGGGUUUUCUGAAGCGGAUCUCUAGCUCCGUCAUGGGUCCUAACCUCAUCGAUAUGCGAAGGCUGUACAUCACGAGCGUGCGACCCAUCAUCACCUACGCCUGUGCUUGCUGGUUCGUUCUCGCCGAUGGCAAGGGUCAGCAAUUCCGAAUCACAAAGAAGCUCAUCGCGCGCCUGGAUCGGCUUCAGCGCGAAUGCCUUGUGAACAUCUCUGGUGCCUACAACCAAACACCAGUCAUGGUCCUGCAGAAGGAACUCAACAUCGAGCCGAUAGAAGUCGCGCUCCACCGGAUCGCCAUGGCCCAUCGAGUCCGCAACACCAACACUCUGGAGGGGGAGAGGAUGCUGAAGGUUGCGCGCCGUCCCUUUCACCGCAUGCGGUCCUUUGCGUGCUUUGAUCUACAUCCAUAUUGGGUGGCAUAUCAACAGGCUGGGCUCGUUCGUGAUGAGAUUGUGCAACACUACGGGCUGGAACGUUCCGUUCGUCUGGGGCGAAACGUCGCAGGAUGGUUCAAUCAGUACCUUCGCCAACAGGGUCUUCUCAGGAGCGCCUAUCUCUGGGCAGAGUUCGCUGAAGAGCAUGCUCUCAAAGCGCCUCGAACAUGCGGUUACGAGGCGGUGACUUACAUGGGAGAAUGGUGCACCAACAUUAUGAGCAUUCACAUGGGCAAGACCAGAGCUCAGUCAACCAUCCUCAUCCACAUGAGGACUGGCCACAAUGGGCUCAACUCGAAUCUGUACUCCAUUAACAAAGCUGAGACCAACAUGUGUCCCUGUGGCGAGGGCGAGCACACGGUGGAGCAUGUCUUAUUCGACUGUGUGAGCCUGGAGCGGCAGAGGAGGGAACUGUUACCCGCGGACUAUGGCAAAUGCGACGAUGAUCUGCGGCGGCUGAAGCUGAGGUAUCUCCUCACGCAGUGCGCGGGGCCGGUUUCGGCAUGGGCGUUGAAGCACUUUGAGCUUGAGCAGUUCUCGUGGACGAAGGAACAUCUUCCGAUCAGGACCAGGGCUUUUCCAUUUUCGUCUGGGACGAGGCAUCGUCGUGUAUGA
Molecule: messenger RNA, 3549 nt
Organism: Colletotrichum gloeosporioides
Lineage: Eukaryota; Fungi; Ascomycota; Sordariomycetes; Glomerellales; Glomerellaceae
Product: Retrovirus-related Pol polyprotein
Exons: 7
Coding region: 1-3549 (1182 amino acids)
Molecular function (GO): catalytic activity
Source: RefSeq, a predicted model, not a curated record